Molecule: messenger RNA, 1922 nt
Organism: Electrophorus electricus (electric eel)
Lineage: Eukaryota; Metazoa; Chordata; Actinopteri; Gymnotiformes; Gymnotidae
Gene: ggt5a
Product: gamma-glutamyltransferase 5a
Biological process (GO): leukotriene D4 biosynthetic process; glutathione catabolic process; inflammatory response
Cellular component (GO): plasma membrane
Molecular function (GO): leukotriene-C(4) hydrolase activity; glutathione gamma-glutamate hydrolase
Source: RefSeq, a predicted model, not a curated record
ACAAGGAGCCCGUAACCUGCCUUUAUUCCGCCAGAGCAACACAGACAUGGCCAGGCGAAAGGAGCGUGUUUGCAUGUGUUUUAGCGUCGUGCUGAUAUGUGUUAUAAUUAUAAUUAUCAUUAUAAUUUGCCUGACACACUUUCCUGAGCAGGACUGUCCUGGUGGAGAGUUCAGGAAUGCUGCAGUAGCUGCUGACUCAGACACGUGUUCGAAGGUCGGGAGUCGUGUUCUGCAGUCUGGAGGCUCAGCGGUAGAUGGCGCCAUAGCCGCCCUGUUAUGUACCUCCGUAAUAAACCCGCAGAGUACGGGAAUCGGCGGAGGGUCUAUUUUCACCAUCAUGGAGAGCAACGGUAAAGUGAAAAUCAUCAAUUCCAGGGAGACUGCUCCGAACAGGGUCAAACCAGACCUGCUAUCAGCGUGUUCCAGUGAGGGCUCAGGUAGUCAGUGGAUCGGCGUUCCUGGUGAGAUCCGUGGGUAUGAGAAAGCUCACAGGCUGUAUGGCCGCCUGCCCUGGGCGGACCUGUUUCAGCCCACCAUACAGCUGGCCAGAGAGGGCAUUCCCAUCUCUAUAAUCCUCCAGCACUGCCUUCACAUUCCUAACAACACGUCUUCACCCCUGAGGCAGUUAUUCAUGGAUGCUGAGGGCAACAUGCUAAAGCAGGGAGACACUGUGAAGUUUGAGAGACUGGCAGACACUCUGGAGAUGAUAGCCAAGUAUGGUGCAGAUGUCUUCUACACAGGAGACAUAGCCAAGGAUCUCAUCAGUGACAUCCAGGAAGCAGGUGGGACUCUUACGCUGGAGGACCUGAGCUCGUUCACAGUGUCUGAGCCGCAGGCCUGGAAUGCAUCUGUGGGAGACUAUACCAUGUACUUCCCUCCUCCUCCAUCAGGGGGCGCCACUCUCAGCUUCAUCCUCAAAGUCAUGCAAGGCUAUAACCUCAGCCCGGCGUCUGUGCAGGGAGAGGAGCGGGUUCAUACCUUCCAUCGCUAUGUAGAGGCUUGUAAAUUUGCCAAUGGCCUGAGGAAGUUGAUGAAGGACCCUGCAUUUGGCUCCCAGAUGGAGGCGUCUGCUAUGAUCCAGGAGAAGUUUGCCCAAUACAUUCGAGGACUGAUCAGUAGUAACUCUACCUACAAGGCUGUUUACUACAACAUCACACCCCACGUGGACACGCAAGGCACAAGUCACGUAUCCGUGCUGGCAGAGGACGGUAUGGCCGUGUCUGUCACCAGCACCAUCAACCACCUCUUUGGGUCCAAAGUGCUCUCUCCUAAAACAGGCGUCAUUCUUAACAACCAACUCUUUGAUUUCUGUGGGAAAGUGAACCAAAUCCACCCAGGUGAGCGUCCUCCCUCCUCUAUGGCACCAGUGGUCCUUGCCUCCUCUGCUAAAAAACACACUGUGAUUAUUGGAGCUUCGGGAGGCAGUAUGAUCACCACAGGCAUUUCCAUGACACUCAUGAACCAUCUCUGGUUUGGGAAGAGUCUUAAAGACUCCAUCGCAGCACCUGUUGUGUUUGUGAACUCCAAAAACGCACUCAGGUUUGAACCUGACUUCGACAAGGGUGUCAUAGAGGCCCUCCAAGCACUUGGACACACUGUUGAUAUCCAAAGAAUUUUCUAUAAUGUUGUCAAUGCUGUAUCAAAGCGAAGAGGCUGCAUCGACGCUGUUUCAGACACCCGGAAGAUGGGCAGGUCUUCCGGCUACUGAUCCAGAUGGUCUACACUCCAGAUCUGACCUGUUUAGGCCAGAACUACCCUAUUUACACUCUUAAUGACUAAUUAUACAAGAAUUUCACAGCCCUCUUAGUCAUGAAUAGAAUGAAUUACACCAGCAGGCAACUAAGAAAACUUAGAUUGUGUGAAUUAUUUGUUUAUUCUUAUGAUUUAUAUAGUGUUGAUAAUUACAUUUACAUAUUACGGUA